CUAAACGAAGGCAGGCAUAUAUAUAAAUUAUGCGAAUCCACAUACUGAUCUAGGGUUUUCGCCAUUGAACUUCAAGGAGUUUCUUGGGGUUUUGGUUUUGGGGUUGGUCAUAGAGUAAAACCCGAAACCCGAAAUGUGAUUCGAAAGUCUCCUGGGAUAUUUUUUUCGUAUACACUGUUAACAUUGGAAGGUGUCUCUUUGAACUAAAAUCAUAGAACCGAUUUUGUUCUUGCUUCAUUGAUAAAUGGAAGAUUUUGACGAUGACUUCGGAGAGCUUUACGCAGAUGUCGAAGCUCAGUCUAGUUCCGUCAUGAAUUGGGUACCGGAAUUUCAUCGAUUGUAUACGGGACCAGAAGUAGAAGAUAACAGUGAUAGUACUGGCAAUGCAAUGAACGCCGGCCCUAGCUCCAAGGAAGGAUUUGCCUCUGCUCUAAAUAAUAACCCCAGCUCAAUUGGCAACGAUUCGACCCUCAAAUCUGCUACUUGCUUGGAAAGAAAUGAGGAAAAUUAUGGAAGUGAUAGUGAAGAUGAUCUGAAUAUACUACUCAAUGAUGAGGACUGUGAGAGUAAGAAUUUUCUGGUUAGUGACCGAGGGAGUAUGAAGAAUGAUAAGGAUAAUGAAGAUGACGAUGAUGAUGGUGGUGGUGGUAUAGUGGCUGGGAAGGAGUUCAAGUGCGUGAGAACUCAUGGAUCAUCAUUUCCAAGCAAUGUGACCUCUUCCGUAUCAGUAAGGGACAAGUGGGAUUACAAUGUUUGUGGUGUGCCUAAGGGAUCAAACUCCUGUCAGAUCGCCCUCAAUCGUGCUUCUUUCCCCAGUUCGAUGCUGACUCAAAGUGGAUAUGGACCAUAUGGUUUCUCUCUUCCUUGGUAUAGGUUUAUAUUUGAUGUAAAUAUCGAUACGUUUGAGGAGAAGCCAUGGAGGUAUCCUGGAGUAGAUGUAACGGAUUUCUUCAAUUUUGGUUUCAAUGAGGACAGCUGGAAACAAUACUGCGACUCCCUGGAACAAUUUCAGAGGCAUACAUUCAUGCAAUCAGGGGUCUCUGUUUAUGAGUCUUCAAAACUUUACCAGGUUCAUGAAGCAGGAACUGGGUAUGAUAAACUGGUUCAGGAAACAGGUGAUGAAAUGCCUCAAGUUGAAUCUGGAAACCUAGCUUCUCCAUCAAGAUUUGUAGACUAUGGAGAGAGUCAUUUGGAGUUACCAAAAGGCAGAGUGAUUCAGGUUGAGGAUGGGAUUACUGAACGUCAACCCUCUGCUGACAUAAGAAGGCGUCCACGUAAUCGGGACUCAGGUGUUGUAAUACAGAUCACCGUGCAGGAUUUCAGUGAGGAAGUGUCUGAUUCUCCUGAAAGACUAGGCCAUGCUCACAGCACCAUACCUCAGGCAUCUGAAAAUGAGAAAUUUGUUGCAAAGGAUAACAAAGAUGCUUCCCAUCCUGAGAGCUGCAAAGGAGAUGAACACUCUGUAGAAUCUCUGGAAGGAAAUGUUGGAUUUGAGAGGUGUUCUCAGAAGGCAACUGCCUUUAAGCCAAUGACAUCUUAUCCUGAUAAUCAUGGAAAUGGACAAAGUCCUGAUGUGGAUGUGCAUCAUCUUAAGAAGAUAAAUUCUUUUUCUUCAGAAGGAACUGUAGGAUUGUUGGAAACUGUUAAAAACACAAAUGAUAGUGUUUGCAAGACUACUGUUGCAGAUCCAUGCAUUAUAGAAACAGAACUAUUGCUUGGUGAUGAGGUUGAACUUAGCCCCACUUCAUCUUGUUUUGCAAGUGAUACUGAAACAUCUAAAGAUAGCAUUCUUUUUUUUCAUGAGGAAGCUGCUCGUCCUGUAAGAAGGUCAUCAAUGGAUCCAGGCACUAAAUUACGGGAGUCUAUUUCAUCUUAUCAUAAGAAUUCAAAAGCAAAUGGUGCCAAAAGAAAAUCAGUUGAAAUUAGAGAUUGUUCCAGAUAUAAAUUUCCUAACAAAGAUAAGCAAAAGCAUCAUACUAGGAAGCAUGAGACUCCACUACAACCUAAGAAGAAAACCAUAUAUGACAAUGAUGCGUCCCCCAUAUCAGAUGGAGAGCAGCUUUAUGAUAGGGAUUGCUUGUUGCUUAAUCACAGCAGGCAGAAGGAAAAACUGCAAGAUCUUGAGUUUAGUGAUAAAAUUCUUGCAUAUCGUCAAGAGUCAAAACAUUCUCGCUAUUAUGAUGGUAGAAGGUAUGCCGAAAGCCACAUUUGUAAUGUUGGCAGAAAUUAUCCUUGUAGUAAAGGAAGUCGUAAUUUCCAUGAAGAGAGCAAUCCGUAUGUCAGAAAAAAGUCAAAGGAAAGGGGUUAUCUUUUUGAAGGUGGGAAGAGAGAGAGGUAUCAUUGUGGAAGAAGAAAUCUUACCAUGGACAGGAGUCCUCUCACUUAUAAAGAGUCGGGGAACUUGGUUCCAAGGAUUUCCUCCAUUACUUUUGAAAAUAUGGAUUCUCAAUUCAAAAGGCAGAGCGAAAGACUUCAGUUUAGGAAGUUAUACAACCACAAUAAUCAGUUUCUUGGCCAUGGAUGUGAUGAUUUUGAGCAAAACAGAUAUGUAAGAUCUGUUCCAUUGACCGACCUGGAAAGAGAUAUAUUACAUGAAAAUAGCAAGAGAAUGUUGCCACACAUCAGGAGAGAAUCGAAAGACUCUCACAGGAGUAGAUAUGAUGAUCCUCCAUCUUUAGAAUUAGAUAGUUCAUGGUCUGAGGAAACUGAAGAUGAAUACUACAGGAACUUAGAUAACAUGUAUUUGUCACAUCAGUCUGAAAGAGAAUUUUUCGAGGCUGAUAGAGUAAGUUGGAAUGAUUCCAUAUCACAAAGACUUGAUGCUUUUGAUUCAAGAUUAACUGGAAGAUACCAGAGACAUGGAAGACAAUUAUUGUCAAGGGAAGAAAGACAGAAUAAUUGGUUUGAUAAUUAUGAUGAUGCUGAUGAAAUUGAAGAUGGUACUUUUUACCCUAACGAACAGGAUAAUCUGGGGCAAGGGAGAUGUAAUCAGCAACCUGAUGUGCUGCACUGGGCUGAGAAUGACCUAACUAUGAGGCAUCGAGAUGAAAAAAUGAAUCCUGAAAAGUCAUCCUUUUUCUGUAAUGGAAGUGUAGGACGUGGAAGGAGUCCUGCCACAUAUGGAUCACCACAUGAUGAUAUGCAAGCAAAACAACAUGUAUUUAAAAAGAUGAGAAAUGGAAGUAAUACCCUCUUUACUAAUAGAAGUUCUAAGAUGUACACAAGUAAGCAUGAGCAGACAGUUCUGAGGAGCCGGAAUUCAAUUGACUUGAUUGUUGAUGAAGGAAAGUCCUCCAGAAGAUGCCCCAGAGCCAGAAAUUUGAAGUAUGAUGGUCGGUCUGAAAACGGGGAUCCAGAGAUUGCAGAGGAGCAACUCAUCAAAUCAGUGUAUUUUAAUGAAUUUCCCAGAAAGAAGGAAAUCCUACACGAGCUUCAGAAAGAUGGGCACCACUAUAACAAUGAGAAGUCGCAUCAAAAGUUUCCAGUUUUGCGAAAUGAAGAUUUCGAUAUCGAGGAAGGUCAGAUAGUUACAGAAGAAACAUACAUUACUGGUAUAAUAGGAAGAAGUCAUGCUACUGAAUGUCAAGUAGUUAACUGCAAUAUGAAGAGACAAUUGCAGUGUAGAGAAACUACUUCCAAUCCAGGUAAGAUUGUAGGGGCAAAUGAUGACCAGCGGAUUGUUGAGAUGUUAGCUAAGAUGGAGAAGCGCAGGGAACGAUUUAAGGAGCCAAUCACUGUGAAUAAGGAGGAAGAAAACUGUCUGAAGGCUGAAGUUCUUAUUGUUGACACAGUUGAAAAUAAGCAGCAUAGGCCAGCCAGAAAGAGGAGGUGGGGUGGUGGUUAGUCUGUUUAAGAGUUUUUAAGAAGCAUUUCAUAUCUUCUAAUCACCAUAUCAUGUUUGUUCUCAGAGCUCGAGGGUCUUCCUCAAAGUGAGCUGACUGGCUACUAGAACUGACUGGAUAGUAGCCGGUGAAUUAUUUCCAUUUUCUUUAUUUAUCAACUAGAGUGAAAUCCUAUUACCCAAAAAAAAAAAAAAAAAAAAACAAAAAAACAAAAAAACACUAGAGUGAAAUCCAAUACUUGAAAUUGUUACUCUUUGCCGUAUGUGGUAAGGUCAAAUGAAGCUGCGGCAUUGGUGAAAAAACUUCAGGAUUUGUAAAAGCUCAUAAAUGAAAGGAUUAUUGCGGACGAUCACAUAAACAUCUCUAGUUCUUCAUAUUCCAGUCAUUUAUUUAUUUUGCCUAAUUAAAGGAUUAUCACUGAAUUUAGACAUCCGUCCCUCUUA
Molecule: messenger RNA, 4285 nt
Organism: Ziziphus jujuba (common jujube)
Lineage: Eukaryota; Viridiplantae; Streptophyta; Magnoliopsida; Rosales; Rhamnaceae
Product: FIP1[III]-like protein
Exons: 9
Coding region: 245-3844 (1199 amino acids)
Biological process (GO): mRNA processing
Source: RefSeq, a predicted model, not a curated record